Magnolia sinica is the source of this 1528-nucleotide messenger RNA. RefSeq lists its product as uncharacterized. The transcript has 5 exons. Gene Ontology annotation, cellular component: chloroplast. The record is from RefSeq and is a predicted model, not a curated record. Bases 156 to 1304 code for a protein of 382 amino acids. Lineage: Eukaryota; Viridiplantae; Streptophyta; Magnoliopsida; Magnoliales; Magnoliaceae.
CGCCUGGGAAAGGGUUUAGGGUUUAAUCGGUCGGAAUACGUUAGCACCUGCCACUGUGUCGCCACGUCAUUCUCUCUCACCGCCUGGUAGUGUUUAGUGUUUAAACGGUCGAGAGAGAGAGAGAGAGAGAGACGCCAUCGACGACAGAAGAGAAAAUGGCUUUGCAAUCCGUCUCAUGCUCCCAUUUCCUCCCUAAUCUCUCAUUAAACAAUAUUAGCAAGAAAAAAUCCUUCUCAAAUCCUCCAUUAUCUUUUCCAUCCGUUUCCACUGCCUGUAUUUCUCUAUACAAGAACUCCGGAAGUGGUGUUGGAUGGCGAAUUUGGAGAGUUCAAUCUGGGGAUGCUGUAAAAUGUCAUAAUGUGCCCACCUUUUGCUUUGAGAAAUUGCCCAAGAGAAAAAAUGCAGUUUUCUAUUCAUCCAAUUCAGAUACAGGAACCGCUGUUGGUGCUUCGGAUAUUGGUCAAGUUGCAAUCGAGUCUUCCAGCAAGAAUACCACUCAGCAGACUACUGGUGAAAUGAUUUUCGAUCGGAGAGAACCUUUCCGUGGUAAAUCGGGUUCAAUUUCAUUCUGUGGAUUGACUCACCAGCUUGUUGAGGAAAGGAAAUUGGAGUCUUCACCAUUCAAGGAAGGGACAGGUUCAUUUGUUUGGGUUCUGGCCCCGAUUGCAUUGAUAUCUUCUUUGCUGCUUCCGCAGUUUUUCUUUAGUAAUAUAGAGGCAGUUCUGGAUAAUGAGGUCCUUGCAGACAUCAUUAUCUCCUUGGCUUCCGAGGCCAUGUUUUAUACUGGGAUUGCUGCAUUCCUGCUUGUCACUGAUCAUGUGCAGCGGCCAUAUCUUCAGUUCAGUCAUAAACGAUGGGGCCUCAUCACUGGUCUCAGAGGAUACUUGACCACUGCUUUCUUCAUCAUGGGCUUCAAGAUUUUCGCUCCUCUUCUGGCUGUUUAUGUAGUUUGGCCCAUGAUUGGCCUUCCAGCUGUGGUUGCAGUGACUCCUUUUUUACUUGGAUGUGCUGCUCAAUCGUUGUUUGAAGCCUAUCUCGACAAGCGUGGUUCAUCUUGUUGGCCACUGGUGCAUAUUAUCUUUGAGGUUUACAGACUCUAUCAGUUGAGCAGAGCAGCACAUUUUAUUGAGAGGUUGAUGUUAUCACUGAAGGGACGCGCUGUAACCCCGGCAUUGUUGGAGAUGAGCAGUGCAUAUGUUUCCAUGGUGGCAGUCUUCCAAGUCCUUGGCAUUGUGUGCCUGUGGUCCUUGACAACCUUUCUUCUCAGGCUGUUCCCUUCUAGACCUGUAGCUGAGAAGUACUGAUCUUUGUAAGUCCUCUUGUGCAUUCUCUACCACUAGUUUGUAGACAGCUACUGAUCUCUCUUCUUGUUUGCUGUAUUUGUGGAAUUGGUAAGGAUAAAUUUCAAGUUUUGAAACAGAUAUAGUUGCACCUCAGUAUUUAUACACAUCAAUUGGACCUUUACACCCAUAAACCAUUGUAUGUUUCUUUCUAUAUGAGUAGAGAAUGGUGGCCUACUUGUCGUUUA